This is a messenger RNA of Eucalyptus grandis, 1866 nucleotides long. Its product is annotated as ammonium transporter 1 member 1. The record is from RefSeq and is a predicted model, not a curated record. Lineage: Eukaryota; Viridiplantae; Streptophyta; Magnoliopsida; Myrtales; Myrtaceae. Bases 54 to 1508 code for a protein of 484 amino acids. The transcript has a single exon. Gene Ontology annotation, cellular component: membrane. Gene Ontology annotation, biological process: ammonium transmembrane transport; ammonium homeostasis. Gene Ontology annotation, molecular function: ammonium channel activity.
UCCCCUGAUUUUCUCUCACUACACCCACGACUCUCUCUCUCUCUCAAUCAACCAUGGCUUCCUGCUCGGCCGACCUGGCGCCCCUCAUGGGCCCCAACGCCACGGCCGCCGCCUCCUACAUCUGCGACCGCCUCUCCGACACCUCCUACGCCGUCGACACCACCUACCUCCUCUUCUCCGCCUACCUCGUCUUCUCCAUGCAGCUCGGCUUCGCCAUGCUCUGCGCCGGCUCCGUCCGCGCCAAGAACACCAUGAACAUCAUGCUCACCAACGUCCUCGACGCCGCCGCCGGCGGCCUCUUCUACUACCUCUUCGGCUUCGCCUUCGCCUUCGGCUCCCCCUCCAACGGCUUCAUCGGCCACCAUUUCUUCGGCCUCAAGAAGGUCCCCUCCGUGGCCAUCGACUACAGUAACUUCCUCUACCAGUGGGCCUUCGCCAUCGCCGCCGCCGGGAUCACCAGCGGCUCCAUCGCCGAGCGCACCCAGUUCGUCGCCUACCUGAUCUACUCCGCCUUCUUGACCGGGUUUGUUUACCCGGUCGUCUCCCAUUGGUUCUGGUCCACCGACGGGUGGGCCAGCGCCUUCAAUUCGGACGAUCUGCUGUUCGGGUCCGGAGUCAUCGACUUCGCCGGGUCGGGCGUCGUCCACAUGGUCGGCGGCAUCGCCGGCUUCUGGGGCGCCCUCAUCGAGGGCCCCCGCAUCGGCCGCUUCGACCACUCGGGCCGCUCCGUCGCCCUCCGCGGCCACUCCGCCUCCCUCGUCGUCCUCGGCACCUUCCUCCUCUGGUUCGGGUGGUACGGCUUCAACCCCGGCUCGUUCAACAAGAUCCUCGUCGCGUACGGUAGCGGUAGCUACUACGGCCAGUGGAGCGCCGUCGGCCGGACCGCCGUCACCACCACGCUCGCCGGCUGCACUGCCGCGCUCACCACGCUGUUCGGGAAGCGCCUCCUCUCCGGGCACUGGAACGUGACCGACGUGUGCAACGGCCUCCUCGGCGGGUUCGCCGCCAUCACCGCCGGCUGCUCGGUGGUCGAGCCCUGGGCCGCCAUCAUCUGCGGGUUCGUCGCCGCCCUGGUGCUGAUUAGCUGCAACAAGAUCGCGGAGAAGGUGAGGUACGACGACCCGCUCGAAGCCGCGCAGCUCCACGGCGGCUGCGGCGCGUGGGGCGUCAUCUUCACGGCGCUCUUCGCCGACAAGGAGUACGUGGCCCAGAUCUACGGGGCGGACCGCCCUUACGGGCUCUUCAUGGGCGGCGGCGGGAAGCUCCUGGCCGCUCACGUGAUCCAAAUCCUGGUGAUCAUCGGGUGGGUCAGCGCCACCAUGGGGCCGCUGUUCUUCGUGCUCCACAAGCUCAAGCUGCUGCGGAUCUCGGCCGAGGACGAGAUGGCCGGCAUGGACCUGACCCGGCACGGCGGCUUCGCCUACGUGUACCACGACGACGACGAAUCGCCGAAGAACGGGAUUCAAUUGAGGAAAGUCGAGCCCUCCUCCACAGCGCCGAGAGUCUAGACGUGAUUUUUUUCCCUCUUUAAAUCAUAAUAUAUGCCAAUUCCCAUCCUCUUCUUUUUUGUUGCGUUGUGUUCUGCUAUAGUUAGGUGAAAAAAAAAAGACAUGUGAUUAGGUAAUUUUUACUAAGGUCUUGGAGGUGUUGAUGUGUGAUGUGAUUUGAUGAGUUAGUGGGUGGAUCUUUUUGGACAUGAGAUGGAGGGCUCGGGCUGCUAGUGUUGCUAGUGUUGCUUGUCUUCUCUUUCAAAAUUCACGUGAUGUGGAAAGAUGUACAUUUAUUUAUUUUGUCUUUUUUUCUUGGAUUUUUUUUUCGGGUUUGAUUCUAGGAUAUACGUGGGCGUAAAUUAUUGAAAUUUGGGUC